AUGGAUGCUCGUCAGGUGUUGCAGAGCACCCUCGCACCAGAUGCGGCGGAACGUACCAAUGCCGAGCAGCAACUCGCCCACGCCGCGGAGGUCGACUUCGCCGGAUAUCUCGUCACCCUUGGCCAGGAGCUGGCCAACGAGACCAGCCCCGCCCAGGCCCGUGUUGCUGCUGGUAUCGCCUUGAAGAACGCCUUUACUUUCCGAGACCAGGCCAAGCUGCGGGAGGUGCAGCUUCGAUGGGUUCAGCAGAUCAACACCGAGACCAAGGCGCAGGUUAAGGAGCUUGCGCUCAAAACCUUGCAUUCGCCCGACACCCGAGCUGGGAAUGCCGCCGCGACCCUCAUCGUUUCGAUUGCUGCGAUCGAGCUGCCGCGCAAUGAGUGGCCUGACUUGAUGGGCAUUCUCGUCCAAAAUGUGGCGAGCGGCUCCGACGCCCUGAAGCAGUCCUCUUUGACCACCAUCGGUUUCAUUUGCGAGUCGCAAGAUCCAGACCUCCGCCAGAGCUUGGCCGCGCAUUCCAACGCUAUCCUGACCGCGGUCGUGCAGGGUGCCCGACGCGAGGAGCAGAACAUGAACGUCCGUAACGCUGCCAUUGCCGCGCUUAGUGAUGCCGUCGAUUUCGUGCGCUCCAACAUGGAUAACGAGGGAGAGCGGAAUUACAUUAUGCAGGUGGUCUGCGAGGCGACUCAGGCCGAGGAUAUCAGCGUGCAAGCUGGCGCGUUCGGCUGUUUGAACCGUAUCAUGGGUGCCUACUAUGAGAAGAUGCGCUUCUACAUGGAGAAGGCCCUGUUUGGCCUGAGCAUCAUGGGUAUGAAGAGCGAGGAAGAGGAAGUCGCAAAGUUGGCUAUCGAGUUCUGGUGCACCGUUUGCGAAGAGGAGAUUGCCAUCGAAGAUGACAACGCUGAGGCCCAACAGGAGGGUAUUGAGCUUCGUCCGUUCUUCGGUUUCGCCCGCGUGGCUACCCGAGAGGUCGUCCCGGUUUUGCUCCAGGCAAUGUGCCGACAAGAUGAGGACGCUGGUGAUGAUGAGUACAACGUCUCUCGUGCUUCCUACCAAGCGCUGCAGCUCUACGCCCAGUGCGAGAACAUUCGCAACGCGGACUGGCGCCAUCGGGAUGCUGCUGUUGCUGCCUUUGGUGCUAUCAUGGAUGGCCCUGAGCCUCGUGUGCUGGAGCCUUUGAUCAAGCAGGCGUUGUCGGUGCUUCUUGGUAUGAUGGAAGACUCUUCCGUCCAGGUCCGAGACUCUACUGCCUAUGCCCUGGGUCGCGUAUGUGAUUGCUGCCCCGAGGUUCUGGACCCCGAUGUGCACCUGCACCCGCUUAUUUCCUGCCUCUUCAACGGCCUCGCGAGUACCCCCAAGAUUGCCAGCUCUUGCUGCUGGGCUCUUAUGAAUGUUGCAGAUCGGUUCGCCGGCGAUGCUGGCUCGCAGACCAACCCUCUGUCGAGGCACUUUGAGGACAGCGUGAAGUCGCUUCUUCAGGUCACUGAGAGACAGGAUGCCGACAACCAGCUCCGCACUGCGGGAUACGAGGUCCUCAACUCCUUUGUCCUCAACUCUGCCAAUGAUAGCCUGCCCAUGAUUGCGACGCUCUCGGAUGUGAUUAUCCAGCGUCUCGAGCACACGAUUCCUAUGCAGCAACAGGUUGUCAGCGCGGAGGACCGUAUCCUUUUGGAGGAGAUGCAAACUAGUCUGAUCAGUGUGGUUCUGGCUAUCGUCCAGCGUUUCGAGGCUGAGAUCAAGCCGCAGGCCGACCGUAUCAUGAGCGUUCUGCUCCAGGUUCUGUCGACCGUCGGUGCCAAGUCUAGCGUGCCCGACGUGGUUUUCGCCACCAUCGGUGCUAUUGCCAACGCUCUUGAUGAGGAUUUCAUUAAGUACAUGGAUUCAUUCACCCCCUUCCUCUACAAUGCAUUGGGCAACCAGGACGAGCCUGGUCUCUGCUCCAUGGCCAUUGGCUUGGUUAGCGAUAUCUCGCGUGCCUUGAACGAGAAGGUCCAGCCGUACUGUGAUACCUUCAUGAACCUCCUGCUUAGCACCCUCCGGACUUCCUCGAACCAACUCAAGCCGGCUAUUCUGGAGACCUUUGGUGACAUCGCCCAGGCGAUUGGAACUAAUUUCGACACUUACCUGUCUACUGUUGGCACGGUCCUCCAGCAGGCCUCUGUUGUGACCACCAGUUCUGACCUUCCGUAUGACAUGGUGGAUUACAUUGUUUCUCUCCGUGAAGGUAUCAUGGAUGCCUGGGGUGGUAUCCUCCUCACUUACAAGGGCAAGCCUCAGAUUGUUCAACUCCAGCCGUUCGUUGAGUCUAUCUUCCAGCUUUUGCACAACAUUUCCCAGGAGGGCAAUCGUAGCGAGGGCCUUAUGCGCUCCUCGAUGGGUGUUAUUGGUGACCUUGCCGAUGCCUUCCCCAACGGCGAACUUGCUGCAUACUUCCGCAAUGAAUGGGUCACCAGCCUGAUUCGAGAGACUCGCACGACCAGACAGUACAGCCCGCGCACAAUUGAAACUGCUCGCUGGACCCGUGAACAGGUGAAGCGCCAGGUCAACCUAAGCACUGCCAUGGCAUAA
Messenger RNA from Penicillium alfredii, 2568 nucleotides. RefSeq names its product karyopherin beta. Lineage: Eukaryota; Fungi; Ascomycota; Eurotiomycetes; Eurotiales; Aspergillaceae. Gene Ontology annotation, biological process: protein import into nucleus. Gene Ontology annotation, cellular component: cytoplasm; nucleus. The record is from RefSeq and is a predicted model, not a curated record. The transcript has 10 exons. The coding region runs from base 1 to 2568 and encodes 855 amino acids. Gene Ontology annotation, molecular function: small GTPase binding; nuclear import signal receptor activity.